This is a messenger RNA of Pieris macdunnoughi, 555 nucleotides long. The record is from the annotation of a GenBank genome assembly. NCBI's taxonomy places the organism in Eukaryota, Metazoa, Arthropoda, Insecta, Lepidoptera, Pieridae.
AUGAAGCUAUUCGUAGUGCUUGCUUGUCUCACAGUAGCGUGGGCUGUACCAUUGACUAAGGAGAAUCAUAAUAUUCAAGAGUUAGAAGUAAUUCCUGAAAAUGAUUCAAUUGAAUCCUCUGAUGUGGAAUCUGCGGCAUAUUUGCCUAAAAUUAUAGAAGUUGCAGAUAUUCUUAGCGAAUACGAAAGGGCUAAUGCUAAGCCUAGUGAAGAAACACAAAAUGUACCAGAAAUUGAACCACUUAACGGACCAGAGGUGAAUGCAGACUUUCUUGAACAUGAACUACCUGAUGUAGCAAAUUUGAUGCCAUUAAAUGAGAAUGACCAGGAUGCGAUUCAAAUUGCUGACCCAUUUGAUAACGAUGUCGACGAAAAAUCAGGUUUUGAUGAAAUUCAAAUAGUUAAUUUGGAUGAUUUUCGCGGAAUAAUGGGUAUAGCGCCAUCUGAACUUGACUCAUUGAGAGUCUAUUUUGAUGAUGACAUGGCUCGCGAACUAGCUGACGAUGAGGCACCGGAAAUAAUAAGACUUAACUACGAUGACCCAAAUUUACGUUAA